Messenger RNA from Kluyveromyces marxianus DMKU3-1042, 2490 nucleotides. RefSeq names its product Azf1p (gene AZF1). The transcript has a single exon. Gene Ontology annotation, biological process: regulation of transcription by RNA polymerase II. The coding region runs from base 1 to 2490 and encodes 829 amino acids. NCBI's taxonomy places the organism in Eukaryota, Fungi, Ascomycota, Saccharomycetes, Saccharomycetales, Saccharomycetaceae. The record is from RefSeq and is a predicted model, not a curated record. Gene Ontology annotation, molecular function: DNA-binding transcription factor activity, RNA polymerase II-specific; RNA polymerase II cis-regulatory region sequence-specific DNA binding.
AUGGAUAGCUCGAACGGACAGAAUAACGGAGGGUCGCAACGGCCAGAGGAUUCUGGUGAGAAGGAUAAGAUGCCACCUCCUCAGGGGCAACCUGUGAAUGUGGGUGUUCCACUUCAGAAUCAGAAUCAAGGACAGAAUCAAGGACAAAAUCAAGGACAGAACCAGAACGCGAAUAAUCAAGGGCCCGGACAGAGCCAGAGACAGGACUCUAUUUCGAUGUACACGAAUUUCAACCAACCGAGGUUGUCGACGGAUAGUUCUAUUUCGUCAUUUUUGAACAUUGACAACCAAUCGGACACGCGUGGGUCUACUUCGCAGAUGGGUGUUGCUGGACAGGAAUUGCCAUAUAGCAGGGGGUUUUCGAUUGUGAACAACUUGUGGAAUGCGCCGGUUCCUCAUCCGCAGAAUGAUGUGGCUUUCACUACGACCAGGAGGCAGUCUGAGCAAUUGGAGCCGUUCAUGCCGAAGUUUAACACGUCGAGUUUCACGAAAGGACAAGGUCAAGGCCAGGGCCAGGGCCAGGGUCAGGGUCAGUUACAGGGCCAGCAAGGCGGACGACAGGCUUCAGGUCCAGGUCCAGGUCAAGGUCAAGGACAAGGCCAAUCUGCAAACCAGAACGCGAACCAGGGACAAGGUAAACAGGGCAAGAACCAGAAUCAAACAUCUUCGGGUCAGAACUCGGGCCAAAAUCAAAAUCAAGUAGUAGGCCAGAACCAGGGUACUGGUAACGGCCAGGGCCAGGUUCAGGGCCAAGUAUCCGGUCCCUCAUCGAAAAGAAACUCAAUCUAUUUCCCACCAACGGACGCUGAUCUCGACUUCUUCACCACGGGCAAACGUAACUCUAUCGCGAUGAAACCUCCUCUAAUCAAACCUAACGGAAACGGUACCAACCACCAGGCUGUUGGUGGGCCCGGUGGACCUACUGACGAUAUGGAAGUACCAUUUUUCCAAGGUCCGCUUUCGAGGAAGAACUCCAUCAAGUUCAACCCAGAGGAUUUCGCAGACUUCCAGUUCAAGAGAAGGGACUCAUCUGUGAGAGCUACGCUAGAUAAUUCAAACUACAUGCCUGCUCCACCAAAGAGGCUCAAUGACGGCUCUCUAAGUCCAAUUGACCACCAUAUGGUCGAUAACGAUGACGAGGAAGACGUGGAGACAAGACUACACAAGCACUUGUCGUCUCUUGUGGACUCAGUCAAGAUGGAUAAAACUCCACCAAAGAAGAAGCAAAAGUCUAGCGCAAAGGGUAAGAAGAAGGGUGGCCAGGGUUCAAAGAAGGACGACGGCACUGAUGAUUCGCUAGAUCAUCAUCAUCAACAACAACAGCAUCAACAACAACAACAGCAGCAACAGCAGCAACAACAACAACAAGUAGGUAUGCAACAGCCUCAUAUGCUCAACCAAGCACAGCUACAGGCUGGUGCCGGAGCCGGGGCUCAAAUGGGUGGCAUGACUUCGUUGAACCCUGCAAUAAACCCCUCGUUGAAUCCUUCCAUCAAUCCAAUCGAGGACUCAAAACCAUUGCUAGGUGCUACUAAGGUCGAUCAAUUGAUGUUGGUUAUCCAGGCACGUAAGAAUGGUGUCACAGACAAGGUGCCUCGUUCUGCAGAUGGGUCUUUGUUGCUAGAGUCCGCACCAUCGAUCAUCCCACCUCUAUCGCAGCUUGUCGGUGGUGUAGAAAAACCAAAAUCCAAAGGUGUGAAACAGUUCCAAUGUCCUUAUUGUCACAAGUAUUUCACACAGUCUACCCACUUGGAAGUGCAUGUCAGAUCGCACAUCGGUUAUAAACCUUUCUCGUGUGACUUUUGCGGGAAACGUUUCACUCAAGGUGGUAACUUGAGAACACACAUCCGUUUACACACUGGUGAGAAACCGUACGAGUGUGAAAGAUGUGGCAGGAAGUUCAGCCGUAAAGGUAACUUGGCUGCACAUAAGCUGACACACGACAACCUGAAACCAUUCCAGUGCAAAUUGGAUGACUGUAACAAGACUUUCACCCAGUUGGGUAACAUGAAGGCGCACCAAAACAGGUUCCAUCUACAAACAUUAAAUAGGUUGACCCAAAGACUCGCAGAGAUGGAUCCAAAUGAAAACAUAUCUCAAAAGGAACGUGAACUACUCGACUACUUCGCAUCAAUUUACAGAAACAGUAACCGUGGUAUUAAGGGUAGAGGUAAAGGUAACCAGAACAUUGUUCCGCUGAAUGCUUUCGACAAACACCGCCAGUUGGAUGAUCCAAGCGUCAGAGUUGCAGCCAAGGCCUUGGGAUCACUGACCCAGUCCAAACAACCUUCUCCAAUGGCUUACGAAACUGCGUCAAACUCUUCUAUUGCUGAUAAGAACAACCAAUUCUCUUUCCCAGAAGGAGAAGCCCAACUUGACGACGCUGCAUAUGCUGCAACAGGAACGAUUGCCUUGGGAAGCAGAAAUCCUAACAAAGAACCCUCGCAGAAGGAAAAAGUCCAAUUUAAAGACGUCAACUUUAUAAGGUAA